This is a messenger RNA of Peromyscus californicus insignis, 562 nucleotides long. It is a transcript of the gene Smim36, whose product is annotated as small integral membrane protein 36. The coding region runs from base 1 to 282 and encodes 93 amino acids. The transcript has 3 exons. The record is from RefSeq and is a predicted model, not a curated record. Lineage: Eukaryota; Metazoa; Chordata; Mammalia; Rodentia; Cricetidae.
AUGGAGUUUUACCUGGAGAUCGACCCUGUCACCUUGAACCUCAUCAUCCUAGUUGCAAGCUACGUCAUUUUACUUUUGGUGUUCCUCAUCUCCUGCGUGCUGUAUGACUGCCGGGGCAAGGAUCCCAGCAAGGAGUACGCACCGGAGACCACACUGACCGCCCAGCCUUCCAUCCGAGUGGUGGUGACGCAGCGUAGCGCUCAUGGAUCCCACUGGGUAAGGGGACCCAGCCUUCAUUUUAAGGAUCCCGCUCCAAUAGGGAAGAAAAGCACCGUGGUAUGAGACUGGAUACGGGAUGUCGGGGAGAGACCACCAAAUGCAGCAGGAAACAGCUGUUCCUGUUGUGGCUCCAGUUCUCUCCCCAAAUGCAGGUCCUGACUGGAGGAGGAAACUGAGGCUCUGUCUUACUACCCACCCUCUGCUCAAGCAACUGUUUAAGGUCUGCUUGAUGAUUGGCUGACCCUUUUUUUCUGCUGAGGACCUGUGUGGAGUUGAAAGACGAAUCCAUCUUCGGGGACAUCUCAUGGCCUCAGAAUGCGGGAGGGCACUAGAGAGAACACUG